UGCACGGUCCCCAAAAUCCAGACCAGACUCAGUCCCCGGCCAGGCUCCGCCCCACGGCCGAAUCACGUUUUACGGAGUCCUCAAACCCAGACCAGACUCGAGCCUAAGGAAGCGAGGCUGUCGGGUGAGUGAGGUAUGUUUUUGGCCCCAAGGAGACUUUGCUCUUUCGGCAGUAGUGCAAAAUUCUUGAAGACAAUUUAUCCUUCAAACAUACUUGGACUCCCUACUUCUGCUAAAAUGUCUUUGAAAUUAAAAAAUGCAAGACGAAUUGAAGGUCUUGAUAGUAAUAUGUGGGUUGAAUUUACCAAGUUGGCUGCAGACCCCUCUGUUGUGAAUCUUGGCCAAGGUCUUCCAGAUAUAUCCCCUCCUAUACAUGUAAAGGAAGAAUUAUCAAAGGUUGCAGCAAUUGAUGGCAUGAACCAGUAUACACGGGGCUUUGGUCAUCCCUCACUUGUGACAGCUCUGUCAUGCCUAUAUGAAAAGUUUUAUCCAAAUAAAAUCAAUCCAAAUAAAGAAAUCCUUGUGACAGUAGGAGCAUAUGGAUCUCUUUUUAGUGCCAUUCAAGGAUUAAUUGAUGAGGGAGAUGAAGUGAUAAUAAUAAUGCCUUUCUUUGAUUGCUAUGAGCCCAUGGUGAGAAUGGUUGGAGCAACACCUGUUUUUAUUCCCCUAAGAUCUAAACCUGUUGAUGGAAAAAAGUGGUCUAGUUCUGACUGGACAUUAGAUCCUCAAGAACUGGCAAGUAAAUUUAGUUCCAAAACCAAAGCUAUUAUAGUCAAUACUCCACAUAACCCCAUGGGCAAGGUGUAUACUAAAGAGGAACUCCAAGUAAUUGCUGACCUUUGCAUCAAAUAUGAUACACUCUGUAUCAGUGAUGAGGUUUAUGAAUGGCUUGUAUAUACGGGAAAUAAACAUUUUAAAAUAGCCACUUUUCCAGGUAUGUGGGAAAGAACAAUAACAAUAGGAAGUGCUGGAAAGACUUUCAGUGUAACUGGCUGGAAGCUUGGCUGGUCUAUUGGUCCCAGCUAUUUGAUAAAACAUUUACAGACAGUUCAACAAAAUACCAUCUAUACUUGUGCAACUCCAUUACAGGAAGCCUUGGCUCAAGCUUUUUGGAUUGACAUCAAGCGCAUGGAUGACCCAGAGUGUUACUUUAAUUCUUUGCCAAAAGAGUUAGAAGUAAAAAGAGAUCGGAUGGUCCGUUUACUUGAAAGUGUUGGGCUAAGACCCAUUGUUCCCGACGGGGGAUACUUCAUCAUUGCUGAUGUGUCAUUGCUAGAUGCAGACCUCUCUGAGAUGAACAACAAUGAACCUUAUGACUACAAAUUUGUGAAAUGGAUGACUAAAAAUAAGAAACUGUCAGCCAUUCCUGUUUCAGCAUUCUGUAACUCAGAGGCUAAAUUACAGUUUGAGAAAUUUGUGAGAUUUUGCUUCAUUAAAAAAGAUAGUACACUGGAUGCUGCUGAAGAAAUCUUCAAGGCAUGGAAAAACCAGAAGUCUUGAUGUAUGCAGACAGCAUUAAUUUUUGUAUUAGAUGAGUUAUGUGGAAUUGUUAUUUAGUGCUGCCACCUGCUAGAUAUUGAAAAACAAAUAUUUCAGUACAAAUGGAAUUUAAAGAAAUUUUCUAUUGUUUUUCCAAAGAAGUUAACUCUGUUCCUAACAGUAUCCAGGGGAGCUGAUUUUUUUUUUUUUCAGUUGAAAUGUAUUUAAACACCUUCCAUUACUAUUUUUAUGAGAGUCAAUAUAGCAUAGAGGAUAAGAACUUUGAGGUGCUGGCUGAUCCUCUGUGCUUCAGUUUCCUUAUCAUAAAAGGAACAUAAAAAUAGCACUGACUUCAUAUGGUUGUUUAUGAGGAUUAAAUGGACUAAAUAUAUGUAAAACCUGCAACAAUAAACACUCA
This is a messenger RNA of Trichechus manatus latirostris (Florida manatee), 1897 nucleotides long. RefSeq names its product kynurenine aminotransferase 3 (gene KYAT3). The transcript is spliced from 14 exons. The record is from RefSeq and is a predicted model, not a curated record. Gene Ontology annotation, cellular component: cytoplasm; mitochondrion. Gene Ontology annotation, molecular function: pyridoxal phosphate binding; L-kynurenine:2-oxoglutarate transaminase activity. NCBI's taxonomy places the organism in Eukaryota, Metazoa, Chordata, Mammalia, Sirenia, Trichechidae. Gene Ontology annotation, biological process: biosynthetic process. The coding region runs from base 136 to 1500 and encodes 454 amino acids.